Staurois parvus is the source of this 327-nucleotide messenger RNA. Lineage: Eukaryota; Metazoa; Chordata; Amphibia; Anura; Ranidae. The record is from the annotation of a GenBank genome assembly.
UGGGCACAGGUGGGUGGCACUGGUGGGCACAGGUGGGUGGCACUGGUGGGCACAGGUAGGUGGCACUUCUGGGCACAGGUGGGUGCACUGCUGGGCACAGGUGGGUGCACUGCUGGGCACAGGUGGGCGGAGCUAGUGGGCGCACUGCUGGGCACAGGUGGGCGGAACUUGUGGGUGGCACUGCUGGGCACCGAUCAUCAGGGCACUAAUCAUCAGUGCCCUGAUGAUCGGUGCCGAUCCUCGCUCUGACAACUGCCGGUUCUCGGCAGUACUUUCCUCACGAUCUGACAGCGUGAGGAAAGUGCAGCCGAGAACCGGCACUUGCAU